CAAAUCUACCCGAUUUGGAAUGAGCGUUAAAAGGAUUCUCUGUUUCGUUUGUCUUGUCGUUCUACAACAGAUUUCGGCAAUGUUUUGGAGGGAUGCAAAACUUUUUGUGGAUGAGCACAACCGAUAUCGUAAAAUGUUGGUAGAUGGCGAGUUGACAAAUCAGCCAACAGCCAGAUAUAUGCGCAUACUGUCUUGGGAUAGACUGUUGUCCAGAAAUGCCCAGAGACUGGCGUCAGAAUGCAGAGUGGGACAUGACAGUGGCAGUGAACGAGCUACCCCAACUUUUCCGUUGGUUGGACAAAACUGGGCCGGAACGGAUAACUAUACAGACGCGGUGCGUCUUUGGUUUGAAGAGUACAGAUUUUACGACUAUCGGGAAAAUACUUGCGAGUCUGGAAAGUUGUGUGGACACUACACACAGUUAGUGUGGGCCGAAACCAGAAAAAUAGGAUGCGGAGUUCAAAAUUGUCCUGCGUCGACUUUCCCGUAUGGCUAUUCUGUCGUUUGCAACUAUGGACCU
Opisthorchis viverrini is the source of this 520-nucleotide messenger RNA. RefSeq lists its product as hypothetical. The annotation marks the transcript as partial. The transcript is spliced from 4 exons. The record is from RefSeq and is a predicted model, not a curated record. Gene Ontology annotation, cellular component: extracellular region. Lineage: Eukaryota; Metazoa; Platyhelminthes; Trematoda; Opisthorchiida; Opisthorchiidae.